Spinacia oleracea (spinach) is the source of this 1481-nucleotide messenger RNA. RefSeq lists its product as uncharacterized. The record is from RefSeq and is a predicted model, not a curated record. Lineage: Eukaryota; Viridiplantae; Streptophyta; Magnoliopsida; Caryophyllales; Amaranthaceae. The transcript has 6 exons. Gene Ontology annotation, molecular function: ubiquitin-protein transferase activity. Gene Ontology annotation, biological process: double-strand break repair via homologous recombination. Gene Ontology annotation, cellular component: Smc5-Smc6 complex; nucleus. Bases 190 to 1149 code for a protein of 319 amino acids.
AGUUGUAUAGCAGAUUAGCAGUAUAGGUGAUUGGCGCGAAAAAGAAAUUUUCAGAAAGCCAAAAUAAACAAAGGGAGCUCAAAUUAGGGUUUCUCUCCUCACAAUUGAUUUCCCCCUUUGCAAAUUUCCACCCUCCAAUUAUACUUCUUGUCGCCAAUUAGGUCUUGGGGAUAAGAAAUCGUAUUCAAAAUGCCGGAAUUAAGCUGGAAGCACCACACUCUAAUUCAGUCUCUACUCUCUCGCGGCCCUCUUAAGGCCGAUGAGUUCAACAAAAUGUACGAGAAAGUUACCGGAAGGAAACCAGGUGUUAAUGACAAAUUGUUUAAUGAUUAUUUAUUGAAGAUAAACAAAGAGCUUUCCUUUGUUCAAUUUGAGUUGCGAGCGUGUACAAAUCAGUAUGAUGGCAAAGUUUAUUAUGGCGUCGUCAACAAUGUCGCUGACGAACAAUCCAAGCUUGGCUCUAAGUACUCAGUUCCUCAAAUUGCCUUUUAUAAGGGAAUUAUAGAAGCAAUUGCACAAGAUGCUGCAGGCCAGGGUUGCAUCACUAAUAUUGAUGCCCUCCAUAUAAAAUUGGACAGUCAGAUCCCUAGUGGUUCACAAUCACAGUCAGAAUCACAGUUCCAGGAUGUGCCUGCUGCACUGAGGAAUUUCUCAAUGUCUCAAAAAGAAAAGGCUCUUGAGGAGUUUGUUCAGGAUGGAUGGCUCACCAAGCUAGAUGGUAAUAUUGGACUUGGAAUUCGAUCAUUCCUUGAUCUCAAAAGUUGGUUCCACCUUAAUGAGGUCCCUUCAUGUGAGGUUUGCAAUGAGGCUGGGGUGAAGGCGGAUUUGUGCCCAAAUGAAGGUUGUUCCAUCCGAAUUCACAAGUAUUGUCUCGUUAAGAAGUUUUCUCAAAGAACGGUCGAAAAGGUUUGUCCUGGUUGUCAAAAACCUUGGCCAUAUACAGUUACCAAAGCAGAACUGAAAGCAGAACUGGUAGAGAGUGAGGAUGAGGAUGAGCAAAACGAGGCAACAGAGGGGCAACCUUCAAAUGGAAGUCAGAGAAAAAGGAGAAGGAACUCCCAGUUUCAGACUCAGACUCAGACUCAGGAUUCCGCAAAUGGUGUAUCCUCUAAGACAACUAGAUUGAGGAGAUCUUCCCGCAUUGGCUAACAUUAUCAAUAUUAACUUUUAGGAGCUUUUGGAGAUUUGAUUAAUGCAUAGUUUAGUGUUGUAAAUAGUUGUCUGCAACUCCCGAAGACAUUGUCAUUGUCAGAAUCAAAAUCGUGCUGCAAGGUAGAAAACAUAGCCAAAGAUUGGAUUUCGGGUAUCACUGAGAUCAGUAGCUUCUUCUUGGAAUGAGUUUCUAGGAUUUUUACCUCAUGUAGCAAAAGGAAUUUUAAUGCUUAUGUAAUUAUUUAGUGAUCUACUUCUCCUUCUAUACACUUGAACUUAUUGUGAGUAUUCCAUCGAAGUAAGAGUUAUGGUCAAUUUGUUUCCUAAUA